AUGGGAGAAAUGCCGCCAUUACGAAGAACCGUGCGUAUUGGGGUUGAUGUUGGAGUCGCUAUCGACUUGAGCCUUCAACAUACCGCCAACCGCGGAGUUUUGGCGCACUUCAAGACCCCAACCACUCCAGACGCAAGCGCCGGCAUCGAGACCGCCGUCAGCACCGUCCUUGCCGCAGCUGGGUUGACCCAAUCUCCGGAACGCAUCGCCAGCGUCACCAUCGGCACGACGCAUUUCAUCAACGCCGUCAUUGAGCGUGACGUGCGUCGGUUGCAGCGCGUGGGCGUCCUUAGACUGAGCAAGUCAUUCCUCCGAGAGGUCCCCGCAUUCGCCGAGUUCCCCCCCGACUUGGCAGCCGUGAUUCAGUCUUAUAUCGGCAUUGUCGACGGCGGUCUGCAUAUUGACGGCUCGCAGGAGGCGCCAGUCGUCGAAGCCCAGGUCGUCGCCGAAUGUUCCAAGAUCCGGGAAAGUGGCGUCGGUGCCGUCGUAGUGUCCGGCGUGUACUCGCCCAUCGAUGAGGUUUUUGGGCAGGAGGAGAAAGUCCGCGACAUUAUCCUUCGCGAAGUGCCUGGUGUGGAUGUUGUCUGCAGCAAAGAAGCCAGCGCAAGCAUUGGGUUCAUCGAGCGAGAAAAUGCAGCUAUCUUGAACGGUGCCAUUCUGCGCUAUGCGCGGAAGACUGUUAGCAGGUUUAGGCUUGCCAUGAAAAGGCUCAAUCUCGCCUGCCCCCUGUUUCUGACGCAAAAUGAUGGCACUAUCCUUGACGCUGCCUCGGCAGCCAAGAUUCCAAUCCGAACAUUCUCGAGCGGGCCAACAAACUCGAUGAGAGGUGCUGCAUAUCUCGCUGGCCUGGACUCUGGUGCCGAUAGCUCUGCAAUCGUAGUUGAUAUCGGCGGCACAACGUCUGAUGUCGGCGUUUUGCUUCCCUCGGGCAUGCCACGUCAAGCAUCGGCAUAUGUCACCGUUGCCGGAGUCCGGGUCAACUACUCUAUGCCGCAUCUUCAUUCCAUUGGACUUGGCGGAGGUUCCAUUGUGAGAACUGUAGACGGCAAAGUCAAAGUUGGACCCGAGUCUGUCGGCCUUGAGCUGGUUACGCGUGGUCUCGUUUUUGGUGGUGAUGUUUGUACAACAACGGACAUUGCGGUCGCAGCUGGCAUGGCAAUUGUCGGUGCUACGGAGAAGGCUAAGAGUUUAGACCCGCGCUUCGUCGAGGAGGCAGUGAUGCGGAUACAGGUGCUGUUGGAGGGCGCCGUUGAUGUGAUCAAGACUUCACCUGAUCCUGUUCCUGUCUUACUCGUCGGAGGAGGUGCCAUUCUUUCUCCCGAAAGCUUGAAGGGAGCUUCCAAGCUCAUUCGACCACCCUUCCACGACGUUGCGAACGCAGUCGGUGCAGCCAUUGCUCGCGUGUGCGGUGCUGUGGACAUCGUACAAGGCACCACUCAUCAGACCGAAAGUCAGGCUAUUGAAAACGCCAAAAAGAUGGCCAUCGAGCGUGCUGUUGCCGCUGGCGCCAUUCCAGGAAGCAUCAAGAUCGCCGAGAUCGAGACCAUGCCUCUACAGUACGUCGCUAAUCAAAUCAGGACUCUCGUCAAGGCAGUUGGCGACAUUGAUCUCCAUGCGAAGCUUAACGAUGUGGUUGAAGAAGACAAAGAGAAGGAAGAUGAGGACCAGGUCGAGGCGACCAAAGACUUAACCCGGGCAACCCAAGAAGAGGAGAAGGUCGAUCCAGUGUCGUACAAACCCACAGUCAUUCGAAAUGCUGGUGGUGUUGCAGAAUGGCAUAUAACCGAAACAGACUUGGAAUAUCUAGCCGACGGCUGCUAUGUCCUCGGUUGCGCCGGAGGCGGAAGCCCUGCUGCCUCCAAGAUCCAACUGCGAAAUAUGCUUCGAGCAGGACACAAGAUGCGCGUCAUUGACGCAUCCUCACUCAAGGAAACGGAUGUGAUAUACUGGGGUGGUCACAUGGGUUCUCCCGCUGUGUCUAUCGAGCGUUUGCAGUCCAUCGAGACGGUGGAUGCUUUCAAGGCUUUAAUGGAGUACCUCCGCCAUGACACUUUUGAUGCAGUGAUGGGUCUUGAAAUCGGCGGUGCCAACGGCCUUGAGCCUUUUCUCGUCGGGUCAUCCCGUUUCUUUGAUAGUCCAAUCAUCGACGGCGACUGGAUGGGAAGGGCCUACCCGACAUACUGGCAGACCACACUUGCAGUGCAUGCUCCGUUGGAGUUGGUUCCCUGCGCAAUUGAUUCUGGAGAUGGCAAGACUAUCGUCAUGACGAGAGCUCCCAACGACGAGAUCGUUGACCGUGCCCUUCGUGCUUCGUGCUCCGAAAUGGGGUCGCGGGUGGGUAUGGCGGCUAAGCCGACGACCAGCGACAAAGUCAAAAAGUUUGGCGUCCUCAAUACAGUUUCGCUUGCGUGGCGUAUCGGGCGAUGCAUCGCAAUUUGCCAGGCAACCAAUACCAUGAGCACCGUAGCCGAGUCCAUCAUCAAUGAGGCAGGCGGUCCCGAGGCAGCCAAGGUGCUGUUCAGGGGCAAGAUUAUGAAGGUGGAGAGGCGUCUGUUCAAGGGUCACUCUUACGGCGAAGUGCACAUCGCCGCUUUCGAAAGUGGUGACGAAGAUGAGGCUGCCAACAAUAGUAACAGAGCAGCCGCGGUGGCGCUUGGGGGGACGUUGAAGAUCCCAUUCAAGAACGAGAAUAUCCUUGCUGAGCACACUGAUGAGAGUGGCAAGACGAAGAUCCUAACUGCCGUGCCUGAUUUGAUUUCGAUCUUAGACAACGAGUCUGGCAGAGCUCUCGGCGUGCCCGAGUUCAAGUACGGAUAUCGGGUUACAGUGAUCGGCAUUACUUGCUCGCCACGAUGGACAGAGACGCAAGCCGGUAUAGACAUUGGCGGACCGAGAGCAUUUGGAUAUGAUCUUGAGUAUGAGCCUUUGGGCAAGUACGUGGAGCCACGCAGUGUUUUAGAUGAGUAUUUGCAAUAG
Molecule: messenger RNA, 2976 nt
Organism: Colletotrichum spaethianum
Lineage: Eukaryota; Fungi; Ascomycota; Sordariomycetes; Glomerellales; Glomerellaceae
Product: putative D-/L-hydantoinase subunit A
Exons: 3
Coding region: 1-2976 (991 amino acids)
Biological process (GO): glutathione metabolic process
Cellular component (GO): cytosol
Molecular function (GO): 5-oxoprolinase (ATP-hydrolyzing) activity
Source: RefSeq, a predicted model, not a curated record